AAGCAGCUGAGCUGAAAGCUCUGGAAGCUUCAAGAGAAGAUCAAAGAUGUGAUGUGACCUUCAAACGGAAACUGUCCAAAUACUGAGGUUCAAAAACACCAAAAAACCGCAAAUUACCUUCAUCACGUCAUUUUUAGUGCUGCGACUGAUGACGAUCUGUCAGCUUCAUUAUUGUUAUUUAUGCUUUUAUUGUGUAAAUUCGUACCGGAUGUGUAGUCCUGUUGAGUUCCUGCUGCUUUGACGGAUGUUGCGUCACUGCUGCUUUAAAGCAGGCCGAGCCGAGCUGAACCAGGCCACAAACCCCGGACAAAUGGAUCGUUUCACAGCCUGAAAACCAGCACCGAGACCCGGACUGAAACUCUGGAUCCAACCCGUAAAGUCCCGGGACGAAAACCGGAUUAAACCCCGAGUGUGGAGACGUUGAAACCGGAGUGAAGCCGCCUCAGUCACCGGGCUUUUCCAACAUGGCCGACGCCGAGGUGUCCUUGUCCCCGGCUCUGCGGCCGCUCCACAUCAGCCCCUCCCACCCGGCCCCGCCCCCUCCCCCGGCCUCUUCCUCCUCCCCCACCACCUUCUCCUGUCCCUCCUCCCCCUCCAGCGCCUCCUCUUCAUCCUCCUCUUCCUCCUCUUGUUCCGAGAGCUCCUCUGACUGCCCCGCCCACCACCAUCAUCAUCAUCACCACCACCAUCAUCACCACCACCCCCGCCCCCAGCUGCAGCUGCCCCCGCCCCCCCACAGCGAGCAGCCGUCCUCCCCCAGCGCCAGCCCCCGCAGCUCCAGCCCCAGCGGCAGCAUCGGCAGCACCGGCAGCCUCGGCAGCAGCAGCAGCAGCAGCGCCAGCGAGGGCAUCGGCAGCAGCGGCAUGUCGAGCGGCGGCGACCCCCGAGGUCCCAGCCCGCCGCUGGACGUCAUCUCAGAGGACGCCAUGGAGAUGGACCUGGGGGCCGACCAAGUGAUCGACCCUGAAGUGGCUCUGAAGGCUUGUCAGGAAGUUCUCCUGAAGGUGAAACUGCAGAACAGAGAAGUGCCUGAACAGCAACAACUGGACAACAAACAACAACAGGACGAUCAACAACAACAACAACACUGCACAGACUCAUCAGAGCGCUGCGGUCCACAGUGGCUCAUCAGCCCGGACACCAGCUCCAUCAAAGAGGAAGAGGAGGAUGAGGAAGAGGAGGAGGAGGAGGAGGGGAGUGGUGGAAAGGAGGGACGAAAACGAGGUGCUGUUUCCCAUCCAGAUCCGUCUCCUUCAGCCCACUCGGAAGCUUCCUCAAUGCCUUCAUCAUCAUCAUCAUCAAAACAGUCUUGGCUGCUGCGCCUGUUCGAGUCCAAGCUGUUUGACGUUUCCAUGGCGAUCUCCUACCUGUACAAGUCGAAGGAGCCGGGGGUGCAGGCGUACAUCGGGAACCGCCUCUUCAGCUUCCCCGACAGCGACGUGGACUGUUACCUGCCGCAGCUGCUCAACAUGUACGUGCACAUGGACACGGAGGUGGGAGACGCCAUCAGACCGUACCUGAUCCACCGUUGCAGAGGAAGUAUAACCUUCUCGCUGCUGUCCGCCUGGUUGUUGGGCGCUUACUCCUCCGACAUGCACAUCUCCACCCAGCGUCACUCCAGAGGCACCAAACUGCGCAAACUCAUCCUGUUUGAUGAACUUCCUGCUUCCUCCAACACAAACACUCCGCGAGCAGUUUCAGCGUCUGUCUCCGAGAGUCCGGUGUCCUCCCCGUCCCACCGCCGCUGUCACCGGAGACACAACAGCAGCAACAUGGAGGCUUCAGCCCCGUCCUCCUCCUCCUCCCCCCCUGGCCCCGCCCCGGACAGCCCCGUCCCGGGGGACGCCGAGGUGUUUGUUUCCCCGUCCAGGAGGACACACCAGAGAUCCAAAUCAGACGCCACCACGGCGAGCAGCGGGCCCGGCGCCGGCCUCCGACGGACGGGGAGUAACCCGAAGGUGGAGGCGGUCCACGAGGAGCCGGAGCGUCUGCGUCCUCAGCGGGAGUUCGUUAAGUCUCUGCUCUGCAUCGGGAAACGUUUGGCGACGCUGCCGACUAAAGAGCAGAAGACUCAGCGGCUGAUCUCUGAACUGUCGCUGCUCAACCACAAACUGCCGGCGAGAGUCUGGCUGCCGACCGCAGAACACCAACAUCACGUCUGCAGGAUCCCACACACACAAGCUGUGGUCCUCAACUCUAAAGACAAGGCUCCGUACAUCAUCUACGUGGAGGUUCUGGAGUGCGAGAGCUUCGAGACGUCUCCUGUUCCUGUUCGGAUCCCGGAGACGAGGAUCCGCUCGGCUCGCUCCGCAGAGAACCUGGACUGCGGCGGCGGCGGCGCUGCGGCUAACGCUAACGGCAGCGGGAUGACAUCAGAACACCGAGCAGGAAGCUUCUCCACCGUCCCGAACUACGACAACGACGACGAGGCGUGGGCCACCGACGACAUCGGACAGCUCCAGGUGGAGGCUGAGGCUCAGACCAGCAGCAGUGAUAACAUCAGUCAGUUUUCAGUCGACAGCAUCACGAGUCUGGAGAGCAAAGAGCCGGUGUUCAUCGCAGCCGGAGACAUCAGGCGGCGUCUGUCGGAGAACCUCGCUCACACGCCGACCACGUUCAGGAGAGACCCCGAGGACCCGUCAGCUGUCGCCCUCAAAGAACCCUGGGAGGAGAAAGUCAGGCGGAUCCGAGAGGCGUCUCCCUACGGUCACCUGUUGAACUGGAGGCUGCUGUCAGUCAUCGUCAAGUGUGGAGACGACCUGAGACAAGAGCUGCUGGCCUAUCAGGUGCUCCGACAGCUGCAGUCGAUCUGGCAGCAGGAACGAGUUCCUCUGUGGAUCAAACCCUACAAGAUCCUGGUGAUGUCAUCAGACAGCGGCAUGAUCGAACCUGUCCUCAACGCCGUCUCUCUGCACCAGGUGCGUAAGCAGAGCCAGCUCUCGCUGCUCGACUACUUCCUGCAAGAACACGGCAGCUACACCACCGAAGCUUUCCUCACCGCUCAGAGGAACUUCGUCCAGAGCUGCGCCGGAUACAGUCUCAUCUGCUACCUGCUGCAGGUCAAAGACAGACACAACGGGAACAUCCUGCUGGACUCUGAAGGUCACAUCAUCCACAUUGACUUCGGCUUCAUCCUGUCCAGCUCUCCUCGAAACCUCGGCUUCGAGACGUCCGCCUUCAAACUCACCUCUGAGUUUGUGGAUGUGAUGGGCGGUCUGGACGGCGACAUGUUCAUCUACUAUAAGAUGUUGAUGCUUCAGGGUUUGAUUGCUGCCAGGAAACACAUGGAGAAGGUUCUGCAGAUAGUGGAGAUCAUGCAGCAAGGCUCCCACCUGCCCUGCUUCCAUGGUUCCAGCACCAUCCGCAGCCUGAAGGAGCGUUUCCACAUGUCUCUGACGGAGGAGCAGCUGCAGCUGCUGGUGGAGCAGCUGGUGGACGGAUCCAUGCGCUCCAUCACCACCAAACUCUACGACUCCUUCCAGUACGUCACCAACGGCAUCAUGUGACCACAGACGACCACCAUGUUUACCUUUCUGGCGGCCGCUCCGGUCGGUCUUCGGCUGCUGGAUGGAGCUGAUGGAAACAGCUCGACUGCGUUUACUGGAUUUAAUUUCAUCAUAUCUGUCGACACAUUUGAUGGUCUCGGAUUUCCAACACGUCAGAAUUUUGUUUUCUCUGCUGCGUUCAAGUGCAGCUGGGAAAGUACAGCAUCCAGGUUGGAGAAACAGCUGGAAGCAUCAGAGGCUGCAGAAUUCAGACUUGUUGUUGAUCUGAUGUUGCUGCCUGACGAGACUUUUACUGGAUUCUACUGGAUUUUUCCUCUGAACCAGCAGGAACUCAGCUGCUCUGAUGAGAUGGAACGUUGAACGCUGCAUGUGAAGCUGUGUGUUUGAAGGUAAACGCUGCUGCUGAAAUGAUCACAGAUGAAUUUAUAUCGUCAUUUAUUGAGUUUAAUUCCCAAAACCAAACAUCAAGAGAAUUUUUUUUUUUGCUGAUCAGAUGAAACAUUUGAAGAAAAACUGUGUUGAGCUUUCGUCAUUGUUUUGACUUUUAUAGACCAAAAUGAUUAACUAACUAAAAAACAUCCUCUAUGAAAAGGUCGACUAUGAAAUUCUUAGUCAAUUCAUGUUUUUAUGAGAAUUCUUCUGGUAGAAAAAUUAGAAAAUUGGAGUCAUGUGAUCAGCGACAUUCACUCCAGAUUUAAAGAGAUGCUCCUGGCUGACUGCACAUCUGUAUCACAUCUCUGAGAGAAGAUCUUUCUUCUUUAAAACGUUUCUCACAAGAACAUUUAACAGAAAAUAAACCCAGUAAAGAGUUAUGAGAUACUAAGUCAUAUUUAUGAGAAAAGUCAAGAAAAUUCAACAGAAAAAUGCAGAAAAGAUCUUGUAAUUACAAGAUUUAGUGUCUUAUUCUGAGAUGGUUUGUUUAUAUAUUGAGGAGCUCGAUUUAUAAAAAUGAAUCCUCAGUGAAACUAAUCAGCAGUCGCAGCCCUCAUGAAAACCGGUUCAUACGUUUAGCCCAAUAUUUAGUUUUUUAAAUGAGCUGAUAUUAAAGCCUGUAGACAUAAAACUCAUUAGUUUAAAGUGCAGCAGGACGUCGGCCUGGUUGUUCUUAAAGAACAGAUCAAUGAAAGAAAAACACUAAAUGACUUUUGUGAUGUUUUAUACAGAACAGUUGUCCGUUGUUCUGUGGAUGUUCAGAGAAAAGACUGAAUGUUUAGAGAUUAUUAUUAUCGUUUUUUUAGUUAGAAAUGGAGUCUGAGACCAGAUCAUCUUCCAACAGAAUUCCUCAAAAUGUUGAAGUUCAUUUUCACCAGACGUUUGUCACAACUGGAUCUACGUCCACAUUAUCAAAGUAGCUUUGAGAAAGAAACAUCUGGGCAGAAAGCAGCUGGAUUGAUGUUUCUGUUCAACAGACGAUGAAUCCAAAUAACUUUCAGUGAUUCUCUGAUUCUUCAUCCGGCGCCACCGACACUUCACUUCCUGUCUGCUUAUUUCUAAAACUAAAGACUGAAUUCUUAUCAGCUUCUACUUUGCUAACAUUAAUACAAAUAUCAGACACUUGUGCAGCUAGUUUUUUUUAUACUUGUACAAACAUGAACUCGUUGUUUGAAGCCGACGUCCUGACAGGAAGUUGGAUCAGUUAAUCACCUUUUUGCUUGUUUGACACGCAGGUUCAUUCAACGCCUGUUAAAUGUCAGUAUAAUAACAUCCAAACAAACAAAUUGUGACCCUGUUUUUGUACCAAAACCGGUAUUGUUUACAUUUAUUUCCACUUCCUGGUCGUGUUUAGCAGCGUCGUUUCACGUGAAGCUGAGAUUUAACGGACAUACAGUUCUAGUCGCUGCCUUCAUGGUGAAACUUAAGGAUCUAGAAAUUUACUGCUAAUGUGACAAAUGUCUGGUGGAAAAAAAAAAAGAACCAAUUAAAUGUCAAUGUGUAAAUUUAUUUAAUCCAAUUUAAUCCAAUUAAUUAAUUUAAUCCAGUAAUUUAAAUUUUUCUGUAGUUUCAGUUUAACGACAUUCCCUGUUGGAUUUCAACAUGUUAACGAUGCUAAUGCUAACGAAACUCUACAGUGUUGAAUUAAAAA
Molecule: messenger RNA, 5589 nt
Organism: Thunnus maccoyii (southern bluefin tuna)
Lineage: Eukaryota; Metazoa; Chordata; Actinopteri; Scombriformes; Scombridae
Product: phosphatidylinositol 4-kinase beta-like
Exons: 14
Coding region: 465-3506 (1013 amino acids)
Biological process (GO): phosphatidylinositol phosphate biosynthetic process; phosphatidylinositol-mediated signaling
Cellular component (GO): membrane; cytoplasm
Molecular function (GO): 1-phosphatidylinositol 4-kinase activity
Source: RefSeq, a predicted model, not a curated record